GUGUGUGUGUGUGUGCGCGCGCGUGUGUGUGUGUGUGUGUUAAAAAAACGCAACGACAACGUACCGUACUGUCGUUAAGAGUUACAGAAUCCCGCUAUAGGUCACGUAUAUAUUAUAUAAUUAUAUUAAAAAAGUUGAUCAUCUUUGAUAAAUCAACAAUUUAUCAAGUGAUAUUGCAAGUGGUAUUGCAAGAGGUUGCAUCGGUUACGAGUGCAUUGAUGUAUUUUUCAUCAAAUAGUCAAACACUGCAAACAAAUACAGUUACGUCGCUUAUAAUAAUAUUUUAUUCUCUAUAGAAACCCCGACUAUAUUGCAGAGUGAGGAAAAAAUAUGGCCAUACAGUUCGUCAGACAGAGAUUCUUCAGCAUCGCAAGAGAAUUGGGUAAAAUAAGAUUUUUGAGUUCCCAGCAAAUAAUGGAUCGCGAAAACAAGUACGGUGCUAGAUACAUCAGUCCGAUGCCAGUUGUUAUCUCUCGCGGGGAAGGAGUUUAUUUGUGGGACUUGGAUGGGAAACGAUACCUCGAUUUUCUGGCAGGAUUCUCGACUGGCAACCAGGGUCAUUGUCACCCGCGUCUGGUAAAAGUAAUGAGGGAUCAAGCUGGAAAGUGUGCUCACACCUCGAGAGCCUUCUAUACGGAACCUCACGGCGAAUUGGCAGAAUAUCUGACAAAACUCUUGGGAUGGGAUAGGUUUUUACCUAUGAACACAGGUGUCGAAGGUAAUGAGACAGCCAUAAAAUUGGCUAGACGCUGGGCAUAUAGAGUGAAAAAGGUGCCGAACGGAAAAGCUACAGUUGUGUUCGCCAAGGGGAAUUACACGGGCCGUUCAUUAGCAGCUGUAUCAGCAUCAACAUAUCCAGAAUAUUACACAGAUUUCGGGCCGCUUAUGCCUCUUUUCGAGAAGGUGCCGUACAAUGAUCCGAUCGCAUUGGAACGAAAGUUUCAGGAGAACCCCAAUAUCUGCGCUUUUAUGGUAGAACCCAUUCUGCAAGAAAUCAUGACUGUGCCGACUGAUGGUUAUUUGAAACGUGUUAGAGAAUUAUGCACAAAGUACAACGUUUUAUGGAUCGCUGAUGAAAUAAUGACUGGUCUCGGCAGAACUGGUACGCGUCUAGCAGUUGACCAUGAAGGCUACAGGCCGGAUAUUCUUGUUUUGGGUAAAACACUUUCCGGCGGGAUGUAUCCAGUUUCCGGUGUUCUGGCGGAUAAUCAGAUAAUGCUCUGUUUGGAUUUUGGUUCUCAUGGAAGCACCUUUGCUGGAAAUCCGCUUGGGAAUAAAGUCGCUUUGGAGGCAGUUAAAAUUGUGGAGGAGGAGAAUUUGACGGAAAACUCAAAGAGGCUCGGAAAUAUUUUAAAGGAAGAAUUAGAAAAACUGCCGAAGAAUAUCGCGACGGAAUUCCGUGGACGCGGCCUUCUGGCCGCUCUCGUGAUAAACAAAGAUUUGGCCGAUAUUUUGGAUAUCUGUUUAAAGUUGAAAGACGCUGGAUUAUUGGCGGUGCCAACACAUGGUCUAAUCAAAAUAAUGCCUCCAUUAACGAUCACGGAAAAACAAUUACGAGAAGGAAUAGACAUUCUUGUUACGGUCCUUAAAAGUUACAAAUAAAAAUGAAAAUUUUACUAAAAUUGUAGGAUAAACGUAUUUUUUGUAAUAAAAUAGUUUAACUUUUA
Solenopsis invicta (red fire ant) is the source of this 1667-nucleotide messenger RNA. Its product is annotated as ornithine aminotransferase, mitochondrial. Gene Ontology annotation, cellular component: cytoplasm. Gene Ontology annotation, molecular function: identical protein binding; L-ornithine transaminase activity; pyridoxal phosphate binding. The transcript has 6 exons. The coding region runs from base 331 to 1602 and encodes 423 amino acids. The record is from RefSeq and is a predicted model, not a curated record. Lineage: Eukaryota; Metazoa; Arthropoda; Insecta; Hymenoptera; Formicidae.